Molecule: messenger RNA, 1359 nt
Organism: Ostertagia ostertagi
Lineage: Eukaryota; Metazoa; Nematoda; Chromadorea; Rhabditida; Trichostrongylidae
Source: the annotation of a GenBank genome assembly
AUGAACUUUUUGCAGAUCGAUCGUUUUUCGCAAGGGAUUCAUUCCGUAGGUCCUAUACGCCAACAAGGAAAGUUCCACGCUACCAGUGAUCGCUCACUUAGAGCGAUGAGUAAACCUCCAUCGAUCUUAGUCUACACCGGUGGCCAUGACGAGCUGUACUCAAGAAUAAGGAGCUCGUUAUCUCGCCUAGUAUCGCCGGAUCGUUACACGGUGUUUCAUCUUUCGGCAGAAGCGAUGAAAAAGCAACCAUGGAUAGAACCAACUACGGCCUGCUUAAUUGUAGCUGACACAAGCGAACUGGAUGAUCAUUCUUGGUCUAACAUGCAGCUAUAUUUUAACCAGGCUGGCAAAAUCAUAUUUGUUUGUCAAAAUCGCUUACUGGCGAGUUUAACUACAUGCGGAUCGACUAAAAAACAGGCCGAUGUGAUUAGGAUGGCAUUUGAUCUUCGGAUAGCACUAUCUAUCGGGGAAAGCAGAUUUCGAAAGUCAUUUUUCUUAAGAAAUUCUCUUAUAAACACACUGUCCCAAGCAAGGCCCCGUAGCCGAAUAUUGGGCGAUUCGCUUUCUCGUGUUGGUGUAAAUAUUACUGAAUGCACUCCUCCGUCACUUACUCCGGGGAUUAUGAUGGCCAUUGAAGAUGAUGUCAUCGAGAAUAUGAUGGGAGUGCGUUAUGGGGAGGAAGUUGGACAGAUACCUAAGCUGUUCCUCCGGAAGACAGAAAAAGUGGCUGAGCAAGGCAUGCCUGACGUUAGCGAAACUCUUCUUCCCAUCGAAGUCUUGUCUAGAAACACUGAUCGGGCUGAUGUUGCCUUUUGUGACGCUAUUCCCACUUGUGAUGGUGCGGUGGUCGUUGCUGGUCGUCAGACUCAAGGAAAAGGUCGAGGUGGAAAUGAGUUCGUGUCUCCAGUUGGAGCGGCCAUGUUCACCGUCUCCACUUACCUUCCUCAGUCCUCAUCUCUUGCUAAAACUCCUUCAUUUGUGCAACAUAUCUUCGCAGUCGCUUUAGUUGAUGCUGUCCGACGGUUGAGUGGAUUAGAUACGUUUUAUAGGAUUUUCCCUCUGCGAAUCAAAUGGCCAAAUGAUUUCUACUUCAAUAGAUCACAUAAAGUUGGAGGACUACUAGCUGCCGCAAGAUUCCGAGAUGAUGGGUUACUAAUAUCUAUUGGUGCUGGUAUCAAUGUGAGUAAUUCACAGCCCACGGUUUGCCUUAAUGACAUGGUUCCGGAAGGAAGCUCCAUGAGAUUCGCUAUUGAAGAUGUGAUCGCCGAAACGCUGAAUAGAUUCGAAUAUUGGAUGAACAUGCACGAAAUCAAAGGCCAGGCUGAAGUACUGAAAGUUUAUUACGAAUUCUGGCUCCAC